GGCUCACUAAGAGUCAAAAAAAACUGUACGUGAACCAUAGCCAUUUAUGUACCAAUAACAAAAAAAACUGGAUUCUUGUCGUAAAUAGUGAACAUUGAACUGAAUCGUUAAAUGUAAACAUGGUUGGACGCAAUGCGAAGGCUUUAUCACACUUUCAUCGGCUUACAGAAUAUAUUGUACAAUGCAAACACUGUGACAAGACGCUGUCGUCUAAACACACAUCAUCAAAUCUGACGCGACAUCUAAUAAGGAAUCAUAAAUUAUUAGCGCGCGCUAUCUUUGCCGGCGACGAAGGCAAAAUGCUGGCGGAAUUAAGGGAGGAAUUGAAUGCCCCUUCGCCAGAACCGAAUGAACAAAUGCAUGAGACCAAAUCUGCUGUGCGCACCAUAAUGGACAAUCAGCAACAAGUGCAACAAGUAAGACAUGAGCAACAGAAUUCCCACACGGAUGUUCGUAACAAAGUUAUUGGGAAAAACAACAAGCUUUGGGCGCAUUUUGUGCGCAUAUCCGAGUUUAUGGCCAGGUGCAAACACUGUAGCAAAACGCUAUCGUCGAAGCACUCCUCGUCCAAUUUGAUGCGGCAUAUUAUUCGACGCCAUCACAAUCUGUCCAAGAAUUUGAGCUACUCCCAGCACAGCUUAGUAUCACCUAAGAAGGAGACAAUGGCGCCCGAAGAGCGCAGACAAGUGGAUCCACUAGAGAAGGUCGAUUUUGAUGAUGUAGACAGCAUUAUUGAGAAGGUCAACGAUAUAGUGGACGAUGAGGAACCCUUCUACGAAUAUGUCGUUGACAAUUCUGAUAUGAUGAUGCCCCGCAGCUGCGAUGAGGAACAAUCCACAGUGCAGCACUCCAUGGACCAAGGCUGCGACGCAAAUUCUUAUACAGAGACAACACAGCUGGACGAGAAGCUCAAGGCAGAAACUAUAUAUUAUAAUGAAAUGGCCGAUCUGGCAAGAGCCAAACGUCGAUUAGUCGAUUUGCAAACAAAGAAACUGCUGCUCGACAUGAAUGUAGUAGAAACCAAUUAAAUUAGGUCAAUUAAAGUUCUUCUGUUUUUUAAAUGAACAUUAUUAUUAAAAGAUCU
Drosophila busckii is the source of this 1084-nucleotide messenger RNA. RefSeq lists its product as uncharacterized. The record is from RefSeq and is a predicted model, not a curated record. The coding region runs from base 120 to 1028 and encodes 302 amino acids. The transcript is spliced from 2 exons. Lineage: Eukaryota; Metazoa; Arthropoda; Insecta; Diptera; Drosophilidae. Gene Ontology annotation, molecular function: DNA binding.